ACGAUUGAAAGCACAAAUUUCAAGUCUCCGCAUUUCGAUUCUUCGCAGGCAGGUUUGACGACCGAAAACUCCAAUUUCAAGUUUCCACAAGCAGUUUCGACGACUGGAAGCUCCAAUCACAAGUCUCUGCAGUCAGUUUUGACGACCACAAGCUUCGCUCCCAAGUCUCAGCAAUCGCCUUUGACUGUCCAGUCUCUAUCCAAUGAGCAGUCUGUUUCCAAGGCUGAACAAUUUAUCACCAAGUCGGAACAGUCUGUUUCAAAGACGCUUGUCAUCACCACGGAUGAGCUCCUCGCUAUCACCAAGACUAUCCGUAUUGCGUCCAUUACAGGGGACUUGGCUACCGCUGAGAAGGUCCUCACUCAAGAGAUUACUGUCGAUGCCAAGAACUUCACCUGCUAUGCCAACCGCUCUUUUGUUAUGGCACGCAAACUCGACUGGGAAAAUGCGUUCAAGGAUGCAAACAAGGUAUCUCUUGCUAUACGGACGUCGUUGGCCGGUUAUAUCGCUAAAGGUAUCGCCCUCUGCGGAAAACAGCUUGUCGAGGAUGCGAGGACAGCCUUUGACCUGGGGUUCACGUUCACGCAGGGAAAUAUGGAUGCUACAGUGUUCCUUUACUUAAUCAAGGCUAUUGCGCUCUUCAAUGCCAGCAGACACAAAGAGGCAAUGAUUCGUGUGGAUCAGCUGUCUGCUGAUCCUUCUGCCGAUCCCCUCGCUUGUGGUGUCGUGGUGGCGAGUCUGCGGGUCCAACUAGGAACCAGUGCUUUGAAUGGCGCGCGUCAUACUGAGGCCAUCGAGCACUUGACUGCUGCUGUCAAGGCUAGCACUUUCUUGGCUAAAUCUGCUGCUCCCGCUGCUUGCGAGGCUUUCACUGUGCUCUUCGGAUGGGACAUCGAGGCAUUGUGGGAAACUUCCAACAGGCAACUGAUCCUUGCGCUCCUUGGAGCUGGGAGGCUCGGAGAAGCCUUUGAAUCGUACCGUUUCGCGAUGAAUGCAAGUGAUGAAGCUACGAAGACCAGCUUACAUUCUUGGAUCUUGAGUGAGUCUUACCAGUGAUGCCACCCAUGUUACGAUGUUCAACCCUUUUUCACUUAGCGCUCUCGUUGUGAUGAAUAGUGCAGUAUACCUACGCGCAGACUAUUACAUAUGUAUAGCCUGAGUUUGAAACACGGGUAUC
Suillus bovinus is the source of this 1177-nucleotide messenger RNA. RefSeq lists its product as uncharacterized. NCBI's taxonomy places the organism in Eukaryota, Fungi, Basidiomycota, Agaricomycetes, Boletales, Suillaceae. The transcript is spliced from 6 exons. Gene Ontology annotation, molecular function: protein binding. The record is from RefSeq and is a predicted model, not a curated record. Bases 421 to 1056 code for a protein of 211 amino acids.